CGUAUUAGGAUAUGCAAGAGAAUUAAAAAAGCAAUAACUGAAAAGUAAAUUUAAUACAACUCAUUGCGUCUAGCACACGUUGGCAAUUCAAUACUGAUAUUUUGAAUAGCCGCCUUGGUCCAUCAUCUCAAAACAUCCUUAUAAAUACAUGCAGUUUCAAUCCACACAUAUCUAAAAAACAAACUCAAACACAUUCUAAUCAAUCAACUUUGUCUCCUUCAAUCUUGACCAACAUGGCUAACUUCAUCUUGUUUUCGCUUCUCAUUGUUUCCCUCCCAUUCCUAGCAACCGCCGCACCUUGCGGUGGUUCAUGCGGAGACCUAAACGACUGUGACGGCCAACUUAUCUGCAUUAACGGCAAAUGCAACGAUGACCCCGACAUCGGAACCCACACUUGCGGCACCCCAUCCGGCCCUUCCGGUGGUGGUGGCGGUGGCUCCGGAUCCAUGUCGGCUGUAUUAACUCUCAAUGACUUUAGCGAAGGCGGUGACGGCGGUGGCCCAUCAGAAUGUGAUGGCAGGUACCACGCUAAUACCGAAAGAGUGGUCGCGCUUUCCACACGGUGGUACGCCGGCGGGUCGAGGUGUGGGAAGAUGAUCAGAAUCACGGCCAGAAAUGGAAGGACCACGACGGCGAAGGUGGUGGACGAGUGUGACUCGAACGAUGGUUGUGAGAAUAACAUCGUUGACGGUUCCGAUGCUGUGUGGAAAGCGUUAGGGCUCAAUGAAGACCUCGGACGAGUUCCGGUAUCCUGGUCGAUGGCAUAAUCUUCUUGUACACGCUAGGAAAAGACCAGUACUUAUUAAGUUGGUUUCUAAAUUAAUAAUGAAUAAAUUAAGUUUCUAAAAGUAAGGGUUUUGUGGGUAUCUGAUGAUCAUGAUGAAUUGAUGGUCCUUAUUUCCUAGGUUGGAACAAAAAUAAUGUAACAGAGAGUACGCUACUUGAGUUGAGAAACUAGGGAUUGGUUUUCCCGUUUAAAUAAAGAUUGCGUGGUGAAUAUAUUGUAACUACUGAACUUAAUUUGACUCCGUUUAUUUUCAAAUUUUGGUUUGUAUGAUCU
Molecule: messenger RNA, 1060 nt
Organism: Oldenlandia corymbosa var. corymbosa
Lineage: Eukaryota; Viridiplantae; Streptophyta; Magnoliopsida; Gentianales; Rubiaceae
Source: the annotation of a GenBank genome assembly